GGACAACUUGCAACAACAUUAUGUGAGCUUCCACUUAAAGUCACCUGAGCUGCUCCUCACCUCUUUUCCUUUUCGCCUCUUUUUCCUUCGCAGCUCUUCAAUCUUUUUACUCAUACUUCAGCCAUGGUACGCACUACAGCACUGCUCGCGGCUACGGCCGCCCUGGCCCUCCAUGCUCAGGCUGAGGGCAUAUACGGCAAAACGUCAGGCGUUCUCCAGAUCACUGGCAUGGACUAUGAUAGAGUAAUUGCAAAGUCCAAUUACACCUCAAUCGUUGAAUUCUAUGCACCAUGGUGCGGCCACUGCAAGAACCUCAAGCCCGCCUACGAGACGGCCGCCAAAUCCCUCGCUGGUAUCGCCAAAGUCGCCGCCGUCAAUUGUGACGAAGAGAUAAAUAAGCCCUUCUGCGGACAGAUGGGCGUACAGGGCUUCCCUACGCUCAAGAUAGUCCGACCGAGCAAGAAGCCAGGAAAGCCCAAGGUCGAAGACUACCAGGGUGCGCGCUCUGCGAAGGGCAUCGUCGACGCUGUCAAGGACAAGGUCCCGAACAUCGUGAAGAGGCUGAACGACAAGAGUUUGGCUGGGUGGUUGCAGGAGAACAAGGACAGCGCGAAGGCGAUUCUCUUUAGCGACAAGGGCGUAGUUAGCGCUACUAUCAGGGCACUAGCAAUUGACUUCGCCGGCCUGGUCUCUGUCGCACAGGUCAAGAAGUCGGAAAAGGCCGCAGUCGAGAAAUAUGGCAUCACAGAGUUCCCAAGCUUGAUUCUUAUCCCUGCUGGGUCAGACGACUCUAUCAAGCAUGAAGGCAAGGUGGAUAAGGCAGCCAUGGUUGACUUCCUCUCCCAAGUCGCUCCACCAAACCCGGACUGCCCAGCGCCGAAGGAGAAAAGGUCAAAGGCCAAAAGGGAUGACAAGAAGGUGUCCAAGUCCUCCAGUAAGUUUGCCAAGGCUUCCGCGUCCCACAAAUCUGCAGACGCAUCGUCCGCCGCUGCCACAGCUACCGACGAAACGGUCGAAGAACCCAUCGUUCCCACUAAGUCGCCCAGCCCAAACGUCAAGGACGAGGAUACUCCUAAACCAAUCGUCAUCCCCGCGGAAGAUAUCAAGCCCACGAUCCCCCUCAUUGCCGAAUCUGCUGAGCUUCAGUCAUUAUGUCUGAAUGAGAAGAGCAAAACGUGCAUCCUUGCUAUCUUGCCCAAGGAUGAGUCGUCCGAGGCUGCCAAGACAGCUGUUGCCUCUCUCGCCUCGAUCCACAAAAAAUACGAUGCUGCAGGUGCCCGUCUCUUCCCCUUUGUUGGUGUUACUGCAUCGAACCCUGUCGCUGCUUCCCUGCUCACUACGCUGGGCCUUGGAAGUGAUGAACAAGUUCACCUUAUUGCUACUCACGGCAAGCGUGCAUGGUACAAAAAAUACCCUAGUACCGCCUUUAGCGCCGAGGAAAUCGAGAAAUGGGUUGACUCGAUCCGUAUGGAUGAAGGCAAGAAGGAAAAGCUGCCAAAUUCAAUUUUGGUAGCGGGUGAGAAGCCAGAUGCGACAGCGGAGAAGGUUGCAGAGCCGGAGCCUGUCAAGAUUGAAGUUGAGGAGGUUCCUGAUGAGCCAGAAACGCAGCCUGAGCACAAUGAGCUCUAAGCUUAUGAAAACAUUGAUUGUGUCUUAGUGUGCUUGUCCUGAGCGAAGUGUUUGCUCAAUACGAAUGAAUCUCUGAACCCACCCCCUUGUUAAUUCUUCUUCUGUUCUGAUCCAAUAUGUUACAGUGCAGUGUGUUUACAGCAACUGCAUCUUUUGAAGUUUUUAGACACUCUUCGAAUCCGAACCAGCUGGCGUCCACUCGCUACGCCCGAUACGAGGCUGACCAACCAUGUGUGAGACUUGGAGAUCUAUACCGGCUGUUUUAGAUACCCAUAUCAUAGGAUUAAUUGUUCGCUCUCACACAGCGGGGUCAAGCAGUAUACAUAUGAUAUACUCAUACUCAAGUGCGGAAUGACGGGCAGGGUUUGGUUUUGUUCCCUAUUACCACGAAAGUGGGGUGCCUUUAACCCGCAUAAUUACAAAGGGCUACCCUUGGUUACACCUGUAUGCCUGUCCCAAAGUAUAAGGCCACGACCUACAGCACGACCAGAUAUUC
Cucurbitaria berberidis CBS 394.84 is the source of this 2125-nucleotide messenger RNA. Its product is annotated as protein disulfide-isomerase MPD1 precursor. The record is from RefSeq and is a predicted model, not a curated record. The coding region runs from base 124 to 1629 and encodes 501 amino acids. NCBI's taxonomy places the organism in Eukaryota, Fungi, Ascomycota, Dothideomycetes, Pleosporales, Cucurbitariaceae. Gene Ontology annotation, biological process: response to endoplasmic reticulum stress. The transcript is spliced from 3 exons. Gene Ontology annotation, cellular component: endoplasmic reticulum lumen. Gene Ontology annotation, molecular function: protein disulfide isomerase activity; protein-disulfide reductase activity.